This is a messenger RNA of Polistes canadensis, 495 nucleotides long. RefSeq names its product omega-conotoxin-like protein 1. The transcript has 3 exons. The coding region runs from base 41 to 274 and encodes 77 amino acids. The record is from RefSeq and is a predicted model, not a curated record. NCBI's taxonomy places the organism in Eukaryota, Metazoa, Arthropoda, Insecta, Hymenoptera, Vespidae.
GAACGAAUCAGCCCGACCGAAUUCCGAGGAAACAGCAAAGAUGUCGAAGUUCAUCCUCUUGGUUUUUGUAACUCUUCUUGCCAGCACACUUAUCGUAGCUGCUCCCGAUAAAUCAGUCUGCGGUCGACACGGUGACCCCUGCGUAGUUGAUCGUGAGUGUUGCCAAAACAUGAGGUGCCAUGGAUAUGCGCAUAGAUGUCAAGUUAUUAUCACCUCCGAAGAACUAAUGGCGCAAAGAGAAAAGAUUUUAGGCAAAAAAGGAAAAUCUUAUUGAUCAACUUUUUAUCUUCUUCUGAUCGCUCACUGAUGAUGACGGUCGAAAAGAAAAAUAACUUUUUUUUUUUUUUAAUAUAUAUUUACAUAGAUAAAGACAAUUACUGAAACAAUAUUAAGUUACAGCAUGAUUAAAAUGUAAAAUUAAAUUAUUUUUGGAAAUAAUGAAAUGGAAAUAACUAUAGAAAUGUAUAACCUGAAAAAUAAAUAUUUUUGAUCGUA